Messenger RNA from Siniperca chuatsi (mandarin fish), 2796 nucleotides. Its product is annotated as UDP-glucuronosyltransferase 2A2-like. The transcript has 3 exons. Bases 320 to 1930 code for a protein of 536 amino acids. Gene Ontology annotation, molecular function: UDP-glycosyltransferase activity. The record is from RefSeq and is a predicted model, not a curated record. NCBI's taxonomy places the organism in Eukaryota, Metazoa, Chordata, Actinopteri, Centrarchiformes, Sinipercidae.
ACUGCAGCUCUGGCUUAUUGCACUAUGAGGGCUAAACUUUCCUGGUAAGAGAACUGUCCUGAGGGUGGGACAAAAGAAACCAGGAAGUAUUUUAUAGUCAUACUGGUUUGACUUCAGUUCUUCACUGGUCUGCUUUGUUUUGUUUGGGUCUUAACUAUCUGGCGAGAGAGUUUGUUCACAUGAGUGCCAGGAAAGUUUUCACUAAUGAGCACAGUUCCAGUUGUAAAAACAUUUCUGCUCAGGGAGAUUGGGGUUCAACACAAAGUGCAUGCAGAGCUCUUGGCGCCGAACAGCACUCUAAUUUCCUGAGCGAGGCUGCAUGUGCUACAUCCACACUGCACCGUUCAAGAAGAUGUUUUUGUCAUUGGCUACCAUCAUCUCUGUUUUGGCUGCCAUUAUUCCAGCUGGCCGUGGUGGGAACGUUCUGGUAUUUCCACAUGACGGCAGCCACUGGGUGAACAUGAGGGUACUUGUUGAGGAGCUGCAUUCAAGGGGACACACUGUGACUGUCAUUCGGGUUGCAGACAGCUGGUACAUUAGUGAAGCGUCUCCACAUUACAAUACGGUCACAGUGGAUGUUGCUGGUGGUGCAAAUGAGGAUUUCUUUCGUCUCUUUGUCUCUGAAGUUAUUAAAAUCAAACGAGGCAAGGGGUCUGUGUGGGCCCGUUUUGCUUUAGACAUGGAGUUAAAAGACAAGUUCUUUGAAUUACACAGUAAAGUCUGUGAAGUGGUCACGUACAUAUUUGAAAAUAAAGAGUUAAUUAAGUCCUUCCAAGAUGCCAAGUAUGAUGCGGUUUUGACAGACCCUGCUAACGGAGGAGGAGUAAUGCUGGCUCACUACCUCGGAUUGCCGUUAGUGUUUAAUGCUCGAUGGACUGUUCAUGGCGAAGCCCAUUUUGCUAUUGCACCCUCUCCACUUUCCUACGUUCCACUUCCGCCUUCAGAAUUAACAGAUCGAAUGACUUUCUUUGAGAGGGUCAAAAACGUGUUUUUUUACACAAUGAGGAUGCAUCUGUACAAGCAGGUAGUUGGGCCACAUUAUUCUGCAUUGUCCAGCCGCUACUUUGGCCCAGAUGUGGACUACUUCUCCCUGUUCCAAGCUGCAGACCUGUGGCUCAUGAGAGUGGACUUUGUGUUUGAGUUCCCUCGCCCCACCAUGCCUAAUGUUGUCUAUAUGGGAGGGUUCCAGUGUAAACCUGCCGAACCUUUGCCUCAACACCUGGAGGAGUUUGUGCAGAGUUCUGGAGAGCACGGAGUCAUCAUCAUGUCUCUGGGGACUUUGAUUGGAGAGCUUCCCCAUGACCUGGCUGAUGAGAUCGCUGCAGCUUUUGCCAAAUUACCUCAGAAAGUCAUCUGGAGAUAUAAAGGUGACAGACCAGCCACACUGGGCAACAACACUUUACUAGUCGACUGGAUGCCACAGAAUGAUCUUUUAGGACAUCCAGAUAUUAAGCUAUUUGUAAGUCAUGGAGGAACAAAUGGAAUAUAUGAGGCUAUAUAUCAUGGAGUUCCAAUUGUAGGCAUUCCCAUUGUGUUCGAUCAAGCCGACAACCUCUCCAGACUGAGAGCAAAGGGCGUUGCCAAGGUUAUGGAUGUUUCUGAAUUGGAUAGGAAAUUGUUUCAGAAUGCCAUUCAGGAAGUCCUGAACGAGCCCUCCUACAGGACGAACAUGCAGAGACUCUCCAGGCUGCACCGAGAUCAGCCAAUGAAGCCGCUGGACACCGCCCUCUUCUGGAUAGAGUUUGUGAUGAGACACAAAGGUGCAGCUCACCUGAGGACAGAGUCCUACAGACUGCCCUGGUAUUCCUACCACUCUGUUGAUGUUGUAUUAUUUUUACUAUCAAUUGCACUACUUAUUUUGUUAUGUUUUAAUGGGUUAGUAUGCUCAUGCUGUAGAUUGUGUUUGAAAAGAAAAGUGAAAUCUGACUAACAAGGAAAGAUGGAUUGGUCGUUUUCAUACUGGUUAAUAUAUUGUUAUAGAACAAUCAGUUUGGCUGUGAUCAGAUGAUUAUAGAAAGGAGUCUAUGUUUUUUUAACUGUGCUUUGAGUUGACUGCAAGUUAUUAGAAAAAAAUCUAUGGUAAAAGAUAACAUUUAACAGCCAGUUUUGACUGCUAACUUGCAAAAGUCCAUCUGUCUGAUUACUUUGUCUAAAGUGGAGUCAUUUUAAUAGUUGAUAGAUGUAUGCAUGCAUCAGUUUAAGAUUUAUUUUUGGUUUUAAAGGGACAGUUCACCCCAAAAUUAAAAAUACAUAUUUUUCCUCUUACCUGUAGUGCUAUCUAUCUAUCUAGAUUGUUUUGGUGUGACUUGCUGAGUUUUGGAGAUAUCAGCCAUAGAGAUGUCUGCAUUUUUUAAUAUAAUUGGACUAUAUGGCACUUGGCUUGUGGUGCUCAAAGUGCCUAAAAAAUACAUUUGAAAAACUCAACAGCAAUGUCUCUUUUCAGAAAUCAUGACCUGGUUACUCAAGAUAAUCCACCGACCUUGUUGUAAGCAGUUUCAUGUAGGAACUAUUUUCUUUAUACCAAUAGUUUCUGGUUCCAGGUAAAAGGAAAAAUAUGUAUUUUUGAUUUUGGGGUGAACUAUCCUUUUAACCAAAUGAAAGUGUGAAAACUCACAGCCAAUGGAAACUACCUUAAGACUAGUAGACUAACUUGAUGAAAUCAGCCAAGAUACAAAUUUCAGCUCUCCUGUUUUCCUGUUUAAUACAUUAUGCUAAGAGCACACUGUCAAAUGAAGGAUCCUGAAAAAUAAAAAAAUUCUCACAAUGUCAAUAAAAAGUAAAACAAUGUGGAUUGUA